Messenger RNA from Drosophila santomea, 1864 nucleotides. Its product is annotated as nucleoporin Ndc1. Lineage: Eukaryota; Metazoa; Arthropoda; Insecta; Diptera; Drosophilidae. The coding region runs from base 97 to 1857 and encodes 586 amino acids. The transcript has a single exon. The record is from RefSeq and is a predicted model, not a curated record.
CGGAAAGAAGGUUACAAGUUGCAGCUCAGCAGGCGAUGAACAUAGAAUCAACUAGUCACCAAAUCAGAUAAAACGUUUCUAUACGCAAAAAUAUCGAUGGGGAUGUUGCCCCAAUACUAUCUCUGGCUUCCACGUAAGAUCAAGAAGAUACUGCUAUAUCGGUUCCUAUUUGCCACAUUACUCUGCUCAUGGCUGGAUUAUCAGAUGCUGACGAUAUUCUUAACCGUCAAUUUGUUUGAGGUGAGACGUCCAUUGGAUUCCCUAACUGAAAUCCUGGGAUGGACUCUGUUUUCGGUGUAUUCCUCGGUACUAUUGAUUCUCAUACGAUUGAGCACGAUGGGGUUUGGCUUGGUAUUAUGCCACAUACAUUAUGUCGCUCCCCGAUGCUUCAGAUACAAUCUAUUGAGGAUAUCUUAUGAGUUCCCUAUAAGGUUUUGCCUAAUUUCAUCGAUACUUUCUACAACCAUUGCUAGCAGCUGGCUUUAUGCAUCCUUUGUGGACUUGAACAAUGGGAAUUACUUGCUGGGAGGGUCCUGGUAUUACCUCAUGACCUUUGGCUGCUUUUGUGGGAUUUCCUAUUAUCAUAAGAGCCAUAAGAGAUCUCUGCGAAGAUUCCCAUUGCCCAUCGUGCAUUUGAAUAUGAAGGAGUGUCUGCUUCAAAUCUGGCGUCACCACUUCAAGAGUUCUGCUAAAGCGGCUUUCGUUCCAACAAUAUUAUUUGCUCUGAUCUAUUGGCCAACCAUGGGUUUACUGGAUACUACUGAAUUAGGCGGAGUGAGCACUGGAUGUUUUGUUAUUAUAACGCAACCCCAAAGACUUUUCCAAGCUUGGUUGCUAGCCAUCCUGAUCUCGGCCAAAUUGCAUAUAGUUCGGGAACUUUAUGGCCUGAUUAUGCAGCGCCCACUAUCACUGAUUUGCGAUUUAAGAGACCUGCACGAGUAUAUAGAUAUCAGUCUAUUUAAUCUGAUAUGGGAGCGCUUCCAAUACUUUAUCUGCAUCAUGCGAAUGAAACCGAUGCCCAUUAAUGCGCAGCGCUAUAACCUUUCAUUACCAACAGCCAUGGCUCUGGACACAGCGGAAAUCUACGGCUUUCAAUUGUUGGCAGCCCGUGAUUUUUAUGCCGCCAUGUCGGGCAGCUUGUGCAAUGAACUGUUUGAAAAACAAUUUGGCCAAAGAAAUCGAUAUUGGAAUGAGUUACGCGACGUUAUAAUGGGAAUGCUAGAUCGAUUUCUGGCCAGGAUGGAGUCCUGUUUGGAGCCAGCUCCGCGCAUUAAGGUCAGCCAUUUGCUGAAGAAGCCAAGAAUUCGUUCGUUGGUGAAACCAACUCCUCCGCCACUACGUCUUUGUGCUAUAUGUCGACGUUUUCCAAGUUGUCAGCCACCGGAGAAAACUUGGUGUUUCUGUAACCAAAGGAAAUACCUCUAUGAUAGGAUCCAGAGCUGCCGGAAUGGUUUAUGGGAUAUAUUGCCAGUUGUUCCGCAGUACUAUAGCUUUCUGUACGAACUAGAUCCUCUGGCCAAUCUCAAUCAUGAGCUGCGGUGUGGAGAACCUCUAGUUUGGAUCCUUCAAGGACUUGUCACCAUGUGCGUAAGAUUCUUGAAGGAAGACAAAUUCGGCUACAUUCAGAACGAUCUGGAACGCAUUGUGGUGUAUUUAUUGAAGGUGGAGGAAAAGCUGAUCGCGGCUAAGGAAAUGCAGGUGCGGGGAAAACUGUGCUCCAGCCAUGAUCAUUUUAUGAUGGCCAUAAACCGCUGUUUAUACAAAAUUCUGUUUACGUUUGGCCCGCAUUUGGACCUCAUUAUCGAUGACAAUAAGUUAAGAAAUACGUUUGGAAGGAGAAUGGAGUUGCUACCCUGAGUUUACU